This is a messenger RNA of Trametes versicolor FP-101664 SS1, 522 nucleotides long. RefSeq lists its product as uncharacterized. NCBI's taxonomy places the organism in Eukaryota, Fungi, Basidiomycota, Agaricomycetes, Polyporales, Polyporaceae. The record is from RefSeq and is a predicted model, not a curated record. The transcript is spliced from 2 exons. The coding region runs from base 1 to 522 and encodes 173 amino acids.
AUGACCCAUUACCACUACUCCGUAGCUCUCCUCAACUACCUGCGCAGCGCCGACCAAUACCUCUACCGCGCAGCCGCUUACAUGCAGCCGGACCCUUCGGCGAGCACGACUUCCGCAGCAAACUUCAAUACCGGUGCCAACCUGCUCAAGGUCCUCCAGGAAUUGUACAUGGUGAUUUUUGACGAUCUCUUCGAAGUGCGUGGUCGGGAAGACAUACGAUAUGGCUGUAGCGACUACCUCAACCUCCUAUGCAACAUCAUAAACACCUUCAACACCCGCCACGAUAUCCUCUAUUAUUUCCUCGUGAAGUCUUCCUGGGACCUUCCCGAACUGAUUUACCGUGCUCGUUUCGACGACCUCCGUCUGCGCCUGGUCAAGGAGAAAGAGAAGAACGGGGAGUUCUCCUCACUCAUCGGUUCACGUCUCAGGUACCGGGAAACCAACACGACUUCCAAUAACUUGAAGGUCACCAUGGACCGCUACAUAAACCUCUGCGAAGCUGCCGCCGCUAAGGCUGCGUAG